Formica exsecta is the source of this 1352-nucleotide messenger RNA. RefSeq names its product estradiol 17-beta-dehydrogenase 11-like. Bases 213 to 1148 code for a protein of 311 amino acids. Lineage: Eukaryota; Metazoa; Arthropoda; Insecta; Hymenoptera; Formicidae. Gene Ontology annotation, molecular function: oxidoreductase activity, acting on the CH-OH group of donors, NAD or NADP as acceptor. The transcript is spliced from 7 exons. The record is from RefSeq and is a predicted model, not a curated record.
UAUUGCCGAGUUGGUUGCAGUGUUUCGUUCAGUCAAGUUCAAGCGAGUCGAGCGUUCUGACCGUUCGAGCGUUCUGACUAUUGCCGCCGUCGUUGUUACAUUCACCAUUACGGUGGAAUCGUUGCUCCCACGCGUUCCCUACCUUCACGAAACUGUCGAGGAACCUGGAGAUUCAGGCUGAUCCAGUGAUCUACGCGUCUGACAGGAGUUGGAUGAUGCUAUCAAUUAGGGACGAAACAAUAACCGCAAAUUCGAGAACAGGCUCUUCGACCAAUAUCUGGCUUUAUCUCAGCAUCGAAUUUUUAAUUGGCGCUGUAAUUUCUGGGUUUUUAAGUAUUCUCAAUGCCGUAAAAUCACUGCUGCCAAAGCCACCAAGGGAUCUGACCGGCGAUGUAGUCUUAGUCGCCGGUGCCUCGUCGACGCUCGGCGAAUCCCUCACUGAGGCAUUCGCAAAGAGUGGAUGUUCCGUGAUCUGUGUGGAUAACAAUCUCAGAUACGUUGAAGAGGUAAUCGCCAGAUUGAAAUCGCGGUAUUGCAAGAUAGAGGGAAUCGGGCCAAAUCAUAGAAAACACGAAUUCAAAAAUGAAAAACCUAUAAUGAUGGCGUAUGAGUGCGAUCUACUGAACCGUAAUGCCAUUCGCGAGAUCGCCAAGAAGAUCGAGAACGAGGUUGGCGGCAUCGACGUCCUGGUGACCUGUGUUGGCCAAUCUAAUCAAGAUAUUUUCGCCAUGGCUAGCACGACUCUCAUGAGCCACUAUUGGAUGAUGCUGACGUUUUUGCCCUUGAUGCUACGACGCAAUAAUAGAGCGUACGUUGUCGGAGUUACACCGGUUGCAUCCACUCAGGAUGCAUACUUUGGCUCGAAAAUAGCGAUCGCCAGCCUGAUGGAAAGCUUAGGUCAGCAAUUGAGCGAUCACAGUAGUCAUCUCACCUUCCUGGCAAUUUCACCGGUAGCUGGACGCGGUUAUACAAGACAAAAAGAGCAACAAGUGGCUGAGGAAGUCGUACAGGCGGUCAGCAGGGACCAAAACGUUAUUAGUAUCAGUUGGUAUUCAAAGAUGCUGUAUAAAAUAAGUUGCAUGAUCCAUAGCGCAAUAAUGACGGUCACACAAUGGUUUCACACGCAGGGAUGCGAUUAUUCCUUUUAAAUUCCGUACUUGCUCAUGGAGCGUGAAGCAUUCCAGUGCCGACCACCGACAUGAGUGUGGGAAUUUGUGUUUUCUGUCAGCGAAUUCGCUCGAGAUGGAUAGCGAAAAAUUUUAAUAGUCGUUUGGAAGACGUGCAACAAGUAGUAUUUCUCACGACUUGUGUAAAUCACAAUAAAUUUAUUCCGAUAUAUUUCAAUUAAUUAU